AUGGUGUUGGGGAUGGUGUUGGGGAUGGUGUUGGAGAUGGUGUUGGGGAUGAUGUUUGGGAUGGUGUUGAAGAUUGUUUUCAGAAUGGUGUUGGGGAUGGUGUUGGAGAUAAUGUUGGGGAUGGUGUUGGAUGGUGUUGGGGAUGGUGUUGGGGAUGGUAUUGGAGAUUCUGGUGGGGAUGGUGUUGGGGAUGGUGUUGGGAAUUGUGUUGGGGAUUGUGUUGGCGAUUUUGUUGGAAAUGGUGUUAGGGAUGGUGUUGGGGAUGGUGUUGGGAAUUAUUUUGGGGAUGGUGUUGGGGGUGGUGUUGGGGAUGGUGUUGGGGACGGUGUUAGGGAUGGUGUUGGUGAUGGUGUUUGGGAUAAUGUUGAAGAUGGUGUUGGGGAUGGUGUUGGGAAUUGUGUUGGAGAUGGUGUUGGUAAUGGUGUUGGAGAUGGUGUUGGGGAUGGUGUUGGGAAUUGUGUUGGGGAUGGUGUUGGGGAUUGUGUUGGAGAUGGUGUUAGAGACGGUAUUGGGGAUGGUGUUUGGGAUUGUGUUGGAGAUUGUGUUGGAGAUGAUGUUUGGGAUGGUGUUGGGGAUAGUGUUGGGGAUUGUGUUGGAGAUGGUGUUGGGAGCUGUGUUGAGGAUGGUGUUUGGGAUUGUGUACGGGAUGGUGUUGGAGAUGGUGUUGGGGACUGUGUUGGAGAUGGUGUUGGGGGCUGUGUUGGAGAUGGUGUUGGGGAUUGUGUUAAAGAUGGUGUUGGGGAUGGUGUACGGGAUAGUGUUGGUGAUUGUGUUGGGGAUGGUGUUGGAAACUGUGUUGGGGAUUGUGUUUGA
Messenger RNA from Ylistrum balloti, 813 nucleotides. RefSeq lists its product as uncharacterized. The record is from RefSeq and is a predicted model, not a curated record. NCBI's taxonomy places the organism in Eukaryota, Metazoa, Mollusca, Bivalvia, Pectinida, Pectinidae. The transcript has 2 exons. Bases 1 to 813 code for a protein of 270 amino acids.